Molecule: messenger RNA, 1884 nt
Organism: Centropristis striata (black sea bass)
Lineage: Eukaryota; Metazoa; Chordata; Actinopteri; Perciformes; Serranidae
Product: macrophage mannose receptor 1-like
Exons: 10
Coding region: 146-1336 (396 amino acids)
Source: RefSeq, a predicted model, not a curated record
GAACGCUCCUCUCCUGGUCUACUCCACACUCACCAUCACUACUGGCCAAUGGUGGCGCUUCACCACCUGCUGCUGUCUCCUCCCAGAAAAGCAGCAGCAGCCAGUCUGAAGGGUCAUCCUCUCAUGAAGCCAGAGAGACAACAAGAUGCUGGUGGUCUUUCUGCUCCUCAUAGCUGCAACAGGCCUGUGUGCUGGACGUCAGUAUCAUGUCAUUAAUGAAAAGAAGACUUUUACUGAAGCACAGCGUUACUGCAGAGAGAAUUACACAGACCUGGCCACUGUGGACAGCAUGGAGGAUGUGGAAAUCCUGAACAGAACGGCAGAAACAGCAGGAGUUUCCUCUGUCGCCUGGAUCGGACUGUACGAUGACGUGAACAGCUGGAGGUGGUCACUGUCAAACACAAGCUUCUACAGACCAGGAGAGGAGGAGUUCAGACGAUGGGCUACUGGAGAACCAGACAAUUACCGCAGUGCUGAAUACUGCACAGUGAUGAAUGAGGAAGGACGAUGGUACGAUCUUGGAUGCAAAGCCAACAAUCAGGCGGUGUGCUGUGAUGUGAGAGGGCAGGAUGUGACAUUUGUCCUCACUCACUCCAUGACCUGGACCAGGGCCCAGAGCUACUGUAGAGAACAACACACAGACCUGGCCAGUGUGAGAAACCAGGCAGAGAACCAGAAGGUCCAGGAGCUGGUUCCAGCAGGAAGAUAUGUCUGGUUCGGCCUUUUCAGAGUCUCCUGGAAGUGGUCCGAUGGAAGCAGCUCCUCGUUCAGACACUGGCUGUCAGGGCAACCUGAUAACAACUGGGGGAGGAAGGAGGAUUGUGCAGCAGUAGAUUUCAGCUCCUCUGGAAGAUGGAGGGAUAGGAACUGUGACCUGAAGUAUCCAUUCAUCUGCUCCAGUCCAGCUCCGACCACUUCUACAACAACACAGGAGACAACAGGAGCUCCGACCACUUCUACAACAACACAGGAGACAACAGGAGCUCCGACCACUUCUACAACAACACAGAGUUUAGACUCCAGUUCAGGAAGCUCCACAACUCCACCCACUGAGACAACAGGAGCUCACACAGAUCUGUGGAUGAUUGUGGUCGUGAGUGUUGCCAUCAUCAUCACCUUCAUCAUCAUCUUCAACAUCUCACAGCUGGCACUGAUGAUAAUCUGUUUUCGGAAGAUCUCCAGCAGGAAAACCAUAGACUGUAUGAGGAAAACAGUCAGCACAAACAUGGAGCUCUAUGCCAACUAUCCUCCAGUCGCUGCAGAUGAAGACUCCACCUACGAGAGUAUCGAUCCAGUGGGCAGGGACCAGAACCAGAUCCACCAUACACCCCCAUAAGCCUCAAGAGUCCUGAGCCCUGUACUACCGAGCUAGAUUUGAUGGUUAUUGAGGUAACUUCAGCUCUAACCCUGGGUGUUUGGUAUCAUGAAGGUGGUUCUCUUUUAAUCUGGCUAGAUCACCAUGGCAACUCAUGCUGAGAAGCUAACCUGGUUGGGACCAGGUUAUGUUCUAGACAAGAGAUCAGCGUCUAUAAAAGCCCCGCCUACUGACCAAUCAAUUCUCCUUGAAAAUGGCGUCACCUUUUUGGAAGAUCCUGUGGAUCUUGGGCCGCAGGUCUCUGAGGAGGGCGAGAGUUUUUUGAGGCCGACAAAACCCGUUAGAGACCCAGAAGAAUAUUUAUAUGAGAAAUACAGAUCUACUAUCUGGCCCACUAGAAAUUUAAACAUGUUGAGUCGUAAUGUUACGUUAAUAUCACCAAACGGAGCCGUGCAGUUACAGUCGAGUUACUGUGUGUAACAUAGCUGCAGGAAAUUACUCUCACGUAAAAUAAGUUAGCAUACAUUAAUACUUCACUAUAUUAUUAAUCAGUGUGUUUACAUUAAUAC